AUGAGGUCUUCCUUGGCUCCUGGUGUCUAUUUCCUCCGCGCCUUCUCCAGGGACAGCUGGUUCCGAGGUUUCAUCCUGCUGAUCACCUUCUUUGUCUAUACCUGUUAUCACAUGUCCAGGAAGCCCAUCAGUAUUGUCAAGAGCCGCCUGCACCAGAACUGCUCACAGCAGAUCGACCCCAUCAACAGCACCCACAGCUCCAAUGACACCACGUGGUGUAGCUGGGCUCCCUUUGACCAGAGCAACUACAAGGAGUUGCUGGGGGGCGUGGACAAUGCCUUCCUCGUGGCUUACGCCAUCGGCAUGUUCAUCAGUGGGAUUUUUGGGGAGCGGCUCCCCCUCCGUUACUACCUUUCAGCCGGAAUGCUGCUCAGUGGCCUUUUCACCUCCCUCCUUGGUCUGGCCUAUUUCUGGAACAUCCACAUGCUUUGGUACUUCGUGCUCAUCCAGAUCUGCAAUGGACUUGCGCAGACCACAGGCUGGCCCUCGGUGGUGACCUGCGUUGGCAACUGGUUUGGGAAGGGGAAACGGGGUCUCAUCAUGGGCAUCUGGAAUUCCCACACCUCGGUGGGCAACAUCCUGGGCUCCCUGAUCGCGGGCAUCUGGGUGAACGGGCCGUGGGGCCUGUCAUUCGUGGUGCCUGGCAUCAUCACCGCCACCAUGGGGGUCAUCACCUUCUUCUUCCUCAUUGAGUACCCAGAAGAUGUGGACUGCACCCCUCCUCAGCACCACGGCGGCCCAGAAGAGAGCCAGGACAACCUCGAGGAGCCUGGGACUGGGCACUCCAGGGACAGCAACAUGGAGACGACAGCCGGAUGCUCCAAGGAGCCAACGCCAGAGCCUGCUGCCAUCAGCUUCUUGGGGGCGCUCCAGAUCCCAGGUGUGGUGGAGUUCUCUUUGUGUCUGCUCUUUGCCAAGCUGGUUAGCUACACCUUCCUGUACUGGCUGCCACUCUACAUCUUCAAUGUGGCUCACUUCAGUGCCAAGGAAGCUGGAAACCUGUCCACCCUCUUUGAUGUUGGUGGCAUCAUAGGUGGCAUCAUGGCCGGGCUCAUCUCUGACUACAGCAAUGGCAGGGCCACCACCUGCUGCAUCAUGCUGAUCUUGGCAGCCCCCAUGAUGUUCCUGUACAACUACAUUGGCCAGAACGGGAUUGUCAGCUCCAUCGCGAUGCUGAUCGUCUGUGGGGCCCUGGUCAACGGCCCUUACGCACUCAUCACCACUGCCGUCUCAGCUGACCUGGGGACUCAUGAGAGCCUGAAGGGCAACGCCAAGGCGCUUUCCACGGUCACGGCCAUCAUCGACGGCACUGGUUCCGUAGGCGCUGCCCUGGGGCCCCUGCUGGCAGGACUCAUUUCUCCCACCGGCUGGAACAAUGUCUUCUACAUGCUCAUCUCUGCCGACAUCCUGGCCUGCUUGUUCCUCUGCCGGUUGGUGUACAAGGAGAUCUGGGCCUGGAAGACAUCCCUGAGCAGAAACAGAGGGUAUAAAGAAAUAUGAGCCCCUGAUUGGAAGAGAAGCAAGGAGGACCGGCAGCACCCUGGGUCCCAAAGUGCUCCCCCAGGGCACAAAAAUGGAAGCUGCUACAGAAUGGACAGUUGUUUCAAAGCCUCUUAAAGAACAGGAUCGGCCCAACCUAGCCCACAGGCUAAGGAACCAGGACAUUCUCCAUGGGAAGGGACUGCCCAGUGGAACUUCUAGAAACCUUAGGGCGUGAGUUUGGAAAGGACCCGCUGAAGGAUUGGGGGUCAGAACUGAGUGGUGCCUCCAUCUCACUGAAGGAAGGAGAUGCUUGGGCUCUUGCUUGUUCAGAAUCUAAGUCCCAGGGCAGAGGCUCCGCAGGGGCAAGGCCUGCAAAAGGUUCGUGUGUCCUUCCUGUGUUCAUGUUAACCUCUGUAAUCAGACUGUGCCUAUAGAUGUUAUUUCAACGCUGAUCUGCUUCUCUUUGUCCCUUUGUCUGCGAACUCAGUCUUCCCUGUAUAUCACCCCAACCUGGACCCCCUGCU
This is a messenger RNA of Condylura cristata (star-nosed mole), 2006 nucleotides long. RefSeq names its product solute carrier family 37 (glucose-6-phosphate transporter), member 2 (gene SLC37A2). The record is from RefSeq and is a predicted model, not a curated record. Gene Ontology annotation, biological process: glucose-6-phosphate transport; phosphate ion transmembrane transport. Gene Ontology annotation, molecular function: glucose 6-phosphate:phosphate antiporter activity. Gene Ontology annotation, cellular component: endoplasmic reticulum membrane. The transcript has 18 exons. The coding region runs from base 1 to 1500 and encodes 499 amino acids. NCBI's taxonomy places the organism in Eukaryota, Metazoa, Chordata, Mammalia, Eulipotyphla, Talpidae.